Messenger RNA from Spodoptera littoralis (African cotton leafworm), 402 nucleotides. NCBI's taxonomy places the organism in Eukaryota, Metazoa, Arthropoda, Insecta, Lepidoptera, Noctuidae. The record is from the annotation of a GenBank genome assembly.
AUGACAUGGACACGCAUUAUUAUUGUAUUUCAAGUCAAGUUUCUACAACACCCGUCUGUUUUUAUUAAAUUAAAAUGUAUGUACCGGAUGAACAGUACCAUAAGUAGUCAUAACUUGGUACUACAUUAUAAAAUGCUCACAGUAUGUGUAACAAUAGUCAAUGCAUCUAAUUCUCGCCCUAUUCGUCUAGAUGACAUCAUUAUUCACAAACGCCAGCUUAAAUUAGAGAUAAACCAUAAAAGUUAUAUGGAUCGCCUUUAUUAUUCAUCCUUAAUCGAAUUGAAUACAAAUGAGUUCAUCGCCAGUCCCUUUGCUGUUCCUACAAGUGACUAUUAUAAUAAAAUACAAUCUAAAUUUUUAUUCUCUUUGUCCCUUAUGCGGAAAGACGAAAGCAGAACUUAA